AUAAAAUACAUAGUGUGCUGAAAAAUUGUAUAACAAUUAUCAGAACUUGUUGUAUAUCAGAAUUGUAUAUCAGGCAGAUAUUCUUAUACAAGUUUCGUUAUUAUUUUAUAGAUCUCAAGUCUUGUUUUGGAUCUGUAUGUUUAAUCUUGUUAUUAUCAAGAUUGUGAUCUUGUAGUAAUGAAAGUUCAUAGCAAGGAAAGGUUUUCUACACUAUAAGUAAAUUGUAAUCGCGAUUGUAAUAUAUGUAUAUACAGAAGAUUUUGUCUUUUUUCUAAUACCUAUAUUUAAGUACGCAAAUACACUCUAUUUAGGAGAAAUGCCAUACCACAAGUUUUUCAUAAAUAGCAUGUCCCAUCCACACUUCUGAUGCUUUCAGUAUGAAAGAAAUAGAAAAAUAUGGCAAAUUGGAAUAAAAAACGGCGUUUGGCCUGUGAGCCUAUUAUAGAAGUACAAAAAUCUCUACCUAAAAAAGAAGAUAUGUUUUGUUGGGGUAGUACUAGACAUGGAGAAUUAGGUUUAGGUGGUAUAGAGGAUGAAAUUAUUUUAGUUCCAUGUGAAGUUGAUUUUAAAAAAGCUUCAGAAAUUCAGCAAAUUGCUUGUGGUGAAAAUUAUACAGUGGUUAUUACUCAUGAUGGUAAAAUAUAUUCAUGUGGAAAUAAUGACUAUGGACAACUUGGUCAUGAACAAGGAAGGAAAAGAUUACAAUUAAUACUUGGAUUAGAUGCAUUUGUAUUUAAAAAAGCAGCUUGUGGAGCAUAUCAUACCAUAGCAGUAAACGAAUGGGGUCAAUUGUUUAGUUGGGGAUCUAAUUCAGAAGGUCAACUAGGUUUAAAUUCCAAAAAUUUUAUGGAAUGUUCACCACGUAUGGUAAAGACUCUAGGUACAAGUAUUAUAGUACAAAUAGCUUGUGGUAUGAAACAUGCUCUUGCAUUAACAAAUAAUGGAGAAUUAUACAGCUGGGGUUCUAAUAGUGAAGGGCAACUUGGUUUAGGUGUUGAUAUUAGAUAUGAAAUAAAACCUAAACUUAUCAAUACUUUAGCUGGUGUUCCUAUUGCUUUUAUUGCCUGUGGAGGAUAUCAUAGCAUAGCUAUAUCAAAAUCAGGAGCUAUAUUUGGAUGGGGAAAAAAUACAUUUGGGCAGUUAGGGCUAAAUGAUACACAAAAUAGAAAUUUACCAUAUCAAUUGCAAACAUUACGAUAUGCAAAAAUAUGUUAUGCGGCUUGCGGAGAAGAAUUUUCUGUAUUUUUAACAGUGGAUGGUGGAGUAUUUACAUGUGGUGCAGGAAUGUAUGGUCAAUUAGGACAUGGGAGUAAUAAUAAUGAAAUUUUACCUCGUCAAGUUAUGGAACUUAUGGGUAGCACAGUUACACAGAUCUCAUGCGGCAAAAGACAUACCUUGGCAUUGGUACCAUCACAAGGUAGAGUUUAUGCAUGGGGCUUGGGUGGUGCAGGCCAGUUAGGUAACAAUUCUACUCGAAGCAUAACAACUCCACAAGUAGUACAUGGUCCAUGGGUUGCACCAAAUGGCUCUUCGAUGAUGGACCUUGAUAAGCAAUUCAGUUCUUGUACAGUUGGCUAUGUCGUUAAACAUAUUUUCACUGGUGGAGAUCAUUGUUUUGCUACAGUAGUUACACAAAAUGAUAAUAUAAAACCAGAUGACUGUAGAACAUUGGAAAGCUCCUCUCAAAUUCUUACAAUAACUGAAGAACAAUUAAUGGCAUGUCAACGAGUUCCACCAAAUUCAUCUGUUGAUCAUGAACUUAUGACAUAUCUAGAAACGGUAUUUAAAAGUCUAUCCUGUGUAAAUGGAUCAUUCUUAUUUAAAAACGAUGCUCGUUAUGGAUGUUCAAGUAAGCAUCAUGGAGUGGAUCUUGAUCAAGCAACUAAAUUAUUCGGAAUUAUUAGAGAAUUGGAUAACAGCACAAUUCAAGAAUUGAUAUUUACUUGCAUAUCAGACAGCUUGAUUCCUUCCUUUGUUAACUUACCACCUAAAAUAAUUUCUCCGGAAUUUUUAAGAAUCUAUUUAAUAUUACCCCUGUAUCAUGGUUUUAUAAAUCCACUUAAUUGUAAUUUAUUACAUAAGCCAUUCUGCAAAGCUAUUUUAGCAUUACAUCCAGAAGUUCUUGAAGUUGUUAGAAAUUGGUGGCUUGAAGCACCACCUCAUUAUUUUGAGAGAUUAGUUAGAGUUCAUAAGUCAGUUGUUCUGCAUUAUGUAAAACAAUCUAAACCAAAUAAGGGUAUAUUAUGGGAUGUGACGUUGCAAGUUAUAUUAGAUUCUUUAUACUUGCUAAAUAAAUUGAACAAUGAAGAUUCUGAAGGCAAUAAAGUACCUUAUUCUACAUUUCAUUUGCCAGAAUUAGUAGAGCUUAUAGACAUAAGGGCUGAUUACAUAAAGUGGAUUUCAGAAAAAGAAUCUUUUUCAUAUCAGAAGGUGUUUUGUAAUUAUCCAUUUCUUCUUGACGCAAAUGCUAAAAUUAUAUUGCUUGAAACGGACCAAGCUAUUCAGAUGCAAUCAGCAAUGAAUGAGGCGGCAACCCGAGCUGUAAUGAAUCAAAUAUUUCUUGAUCCAUUUUCUGUAGACCCACGACAUCAUAAUCAGUUUGUAAUAUUGAACGUUUCACGGGAAAAUAUAGUUGCUGAUACUUUACGAGAAUUGGCACAAUAUAACUCUAGUGACUUAAAAAAGCCUCUUCGAGUAAAAUUUCACGGCGAGGAAGCAGAAGAUGCAGGUGGAGUUAGAAAGGAGUUUUUUAUGUUAUUACUAAGAGAAAUUCUAGAUCCCAAAUAUGGCAUGUUCAAACAAUAUGAAGAAACUAGAGUUAUUUGGUUCAGUGAAGAUUCAUUUGAGGAUGAAAACAUGUAUUUUUUAAUUGGAAUCCUUUGUGGACUAGUUAUUUAUAAUUUUAUAAUUAUUGAUUUACCAUUUCCAUUAGCUCUAUAUAAGAAAUUGUUACAUGAACCAGUUGCCUUAAAUGAUAUCAAAGAUAUGUCACCAGUUUUUGCCAAGAGUAUGCAAAAUAUACUUGAUUACGAAGAAGCAGAUUUUGAAGAAGUCUUUGGUUUACACUUCGAAGUGGUCAGGGAAGUGUUUGGAGAAAAAAAGAUAUAUGAACUUACACCGAAUGGUAGUAAAGUUCCUGUUACAUUGAAAAAUAAGAAACAAUUUGUUGAUUUAUAUGUAGAUUAUACAUUAAACAAAUCUGUGGAACCUCAUUUUCAUGCUUUUUAUAAAGGUUUUCAUAAAGUUUGUGGCGGUCGUGUAUUGGAAUUAUUUCACAGUUACGAACUUAUGGCCGUUGUAGUAGGAAAUGAAGAUUACGAUUGGGAGGAAUUAGAAAGGAAUGCAAGUUAUAAAGAAGGAUAUACAAAAGAUGACCCUACGAUUGUGCUAUUUUGGCAAGUGUUUCGCGAACUUACAUUAGAAGAAAAGAAAAAGUUUUUGUUAUUUUUAACAGGAAGUGAUAGAAUACCUAUACAAGGCAUGAGAGCGAUUAGGAUUACGAUACAACCAAUGAAUGAUGAACGUUUACUACCUGUUGCUCAUACAUGUUUCAAUUUACUUGAUUUACCACGAUAUCAAACCCGAGAAAGGUUACGAUAUAAACUAUUACAAGCAAUUCAGCAAACCCAUGGCUUUUCUUUAGUAUAAAUUUACUACUUUAAUAAUGCGAUACGUGCAUAAUAUUCUAUCGGCUAUAAAUCUAAAUAUUCAAUUACAUUAAAAAGUGAAAGCUACAUCAUUCUGUAUUUUUUAGAGGCUAUAUAUUUGAGUAUCGAAUAAGAUAUUUACAUCAUUGUUGUUCUAUUUUUCUACAAUUUAUUUAUCUAUGUUGUCUAGUCGAAUAUUGAAAGAAUUGUACAUAUAAAAUUCAAAUUAUCAGCACAACAGAUUCAGAGGGAGAAUACAAAAAUUGUAUUAUGCACGUUAUUCUGAUAAAUCAUUAUUUACAACUUUAAACUUUAGUUUUACAAUUUCAUUAAUGAUUUAUUUAAAUGAACAAAACUUGUACUUCUUAAAUUACUACAUUACGUUUGGAUCCCAAAAGUAAGAAAACUCAGGGAAAAUUAUUAAUAAAUAAAUCAAAGAUAA
Bombus pyrosoma is the source of this 4089-nucleotide messenger RNA. RefSeq names its product probable E3 ubiquitin-protein ligase HERC4 (gene Herc4). The transcript has 19 exons. NCBI's taxonomy places the organism in Eukaryota, Metazoa, Arthropoda, Insecta, Hymenoptera, Apidae. Gene Ontology annotation, molecular function: ubiquitin-protein transferase activity. Bases 397 to 3648 code for a protein of 1083 amino acids. The record is from RefSeq and is a predicted model, not a curated record.